Messenger RNA from Anoplopoma fimbria (sablefish), 3525 nucleotides. It is a transcript of the gene arfrp1, whose product is annotated as ADP-ribosylation factor related protein 1. NCBI's taxonomy places the organism in Eukaryota, Metazoa, Chordata, Actinopteri, Perciformes, Anoplopomatidae. The record is from RefSeq and is a predicted model, not a curated record. Bases 293 to 898 code for a protein of 201 amino acids. Gene Ontology annotation, molecular function: GTP binding; GTPase activity. Gene Ontology annotation, cellular component: Golgi apparatus. The transcript has 7 exons. Gene Ontology annotation, biological process: Golgi to plasma membrane protein transport; protein localization to organelle; intracellular protein transport.
UACUUUAUUUCCCACAAUUCCUGUAGCCAUACUUCCUGUUUAGGUAACACGUAGCGUCUUUGCUCAAAGAGAGCUUCAGAGUAGCGAACUAGUGACAAACGACGACUUUUAGGGACUUAUUUUAUUCAUCGACGAUUGUUGGUUUCUCGCCUUUAUUUACUCUGAUGAUAAUGACGCCACAGCGGCACGUGUCGCUGUAUUUGGCUUCAUAUGUAGGCUAAGCUAUGUUGUCAAGCUAAUAUUGGCAUGACUAGUUAGCAAGUUAUUGUGUUGUUUACAUAUUUUUUUCAAGAUGUAUACUUUAUUAUCUGGAUUAUAUAAGUACAUGUUCCAAAAGGACGAAUACUGUGUUCUCAUCCUAGGACUGGACAACGCUGGGAAAACGACCUUUCUGGAACAAACCAAAACCAAGUUCAGUAAGAACUAUAAGGGAAUGAAUUUAUCAAAGAUCACAACCACAGUUGGCCUGAACAUUGGCACAAUCGAUGUGGGCAAGGCUCGUCUGAUGUUCUGGGAUCUGGGAGGUCAGGAGGAGCUCCAGUCUCUGUGGGACAAAUACUAUGCUGAGUCCCAUGGAGUCAUCUACGUGAUCGAUUCAACUGAUGAAGCGCGCCUGUCAGAAUCAAAGGAGGCCUUCGAGAAAAUGAUCAGCAGCGAGAUGUUAGAAGGUGUCCCGCUCCUCGUGCUGGCCAACAAGCAGGACGUACCGGACUGUUUGUCAGUGCCCGACAUUAAAACAGCCUUCAGUGACUCCGCCCCGAAGAUCGGCAAGAGAGAUUGUUUAGUCCAGCCUUGUACUGCGUUGACAGGGGACGGAGUGAACGAAGGCAUCGAGUGGAUGGUGAAGUGCGUGGUCCGUAACAUUCACCGGCCGCCCCGACAGAAGGACAUCACGUAAGAAGCCCCCACCUCUCCUCCUGCUGACUCUGGACUGCCAGUUCUUCCUUGAGGACAUUCCAUGUAAACCCUGGAGUUGAUAAUCUCUCCUCUCCCCUCGUGUUUUUCCGUGACUUUGAACAGUUUGGAUUUCUGCUUUUAGGAGUUCAUAACAGACAGUUUCACAUUUUUGUUUUGUUUUUCAUCACAAAGCAUCAUUUCAGAUGUGCUUUGAAUGGACUCAGUUUGACUUUUUACCUUUUUGAGGCGGUGUCUUGACUCCUCCUGCUUCAUGUGUGGGCAGCGGUCCCAGUCCCCGGAGCUGGCUGGGGGUGUGUGACUGUGCACUCUGCACUGAAGAAAAAAAAAAUGGUUCUCAUGUGAAAUCUACAAAACUGCAACAGGGGGUCCUCUGUUUGUUCACGGUAUCAGAUCAACUGAACAAUGUUUAGCUCACAUUUUUUAAGUAGCAUCUUAUGUGCAAUGAAAUAUCAACCAACAAGGAUAGUACAGCUAUUGUGCACAUUUUUCAAAAGAGGACAGAACCCUUUUUUUUUUUUUUUUUUUUUUUUUUUUUUUUUUUUUUAACAUGUUUGUGUCAAAUGGCAUCAACACUUAAGGCCUCUGGUUGGGCGGACUCUUUGACAACCACAGAAAUAGAAUAGGGGCUGAACUGACGUUGAAAUGUUUUCCGUGGUCAUUUGACUUGGUCAAAAAGAAAAAUGGAGGUUGUUGUUAUGGUAACACAGGUCAGGGAGCAGCUUUUGUGUUGCUCAGCUUGAGUUCGGCUGACAAGUGCCGCAAGUUAAUUUAUAUGGAAGUUGGCACGCUUCAACGGCCGCAAUGGCAACGGUGCACAAAAAAAUGGCAGCCGCUCUGACCAUCCUGCUACGGUGAGUCGAAUGUCCGUUCCACUCCUAUUUUAUUUCCAUGGUGACAACAGAAAGGGAGCAUGGCUGGGAGACGUGCUGUCAACCUCCAAAGUGACCUACUGACUGCAGAGCGUCAUACUCCAUAAACUUCAUUCCCCCCCCUUUUUCAACAAGUUGGCUAUCAGCCAUUAGCGAUAGAGAGCUGCAGGAAUAAGUUCUAAAUCCCAGAAAUGAGUCAGCGUUUUUGCACUUCCUGUUCCCUUGUCGUGAAGUCAAUGGGUUCUUUUAAUGUGAUUUUGGUUAGAUGACUGAGAUAAGGUCUGUGGUUCACACAAACUGAAGAGAUUUUAACGUUUUGUUCUACAAUAUAAAAUAGGUCAGUUAAUACUCCUCUUGUGAGUUUUGAAGCUUUUACUUGUCUUUAAAAAAGGCGGUAGCUAAAAAGGAGCUAAAACCAGUUUACUAAAACUGAGUCUACUUAAAGUCCCUAGAACAGCCUCGUUGUGUGGAGCCUUACUUUAGCGUUUUACUUCUGCCAAUUGAAUUCACGCUUCAAAAAUCUAAAAAAGUGUGCAUUAUCUUGCUGAACAAAACGUGUUAAGUACCAUAGAGUUUAUUUUUUGCAAUAAUCCGAAAUCCAAUUCCAAAUUCCCAUUGGCUUUUUGUAGAGGGAACCAGUGUGAACUUCCUGUUGGACUAAGAACACACCUGCAGCACUGUAUGGUCUGUCUGUCCCUGUACAACAUUCAGCGUUUGGGAGGAUCCAUGGUAAUGUUGAGUUUGUGAACUAUGAAAUCAUAGAUAGAACUGAGCGAAUGUGAAAAAUGUGGUAAACUGUUGACAUUGAAGUGAUACAACACAGAUCAAAUUACUGUCAGAGACAGAAACAAUUCAUGCCCCCUGGUCAAUGACAAUGUAGGGGGCGCCGUUACCUGAAUAAGAUAAAUAGGAAAAAAAAUUUUUGUUUAAAAAAAAUAAUAAUAAUUUUACUUCGACUUUAAGGUUUGUACUCUCCAAUCUGCACACUGCCGGCCCACACCGAGGAAGCAUUCACUACUUUUCUUACUUAACCUGUUGUUACGUUGUUAUAAUCCCAAAAAAUCCUAACUUGUUUUGUUAUUUGUUCAUCAGGUUUUAAACUUCACAUAACUAUCAUACAAUAAUGCCAUGAUGUAUAAACGAUAAAUAACUUAAGUGGUAAGGGUUUGGGACAUUUCUCAUUACUUUUACUUUGACAGGGUUUCCUGUGGCAGCUGUGGAGUGUUCAAAUCCAAAUAAUUUGAGAUAAAAUAGUUUGAGUCCAACUCUCCAUGAAAAGGAGAAAAGGGUUGGGGUUUUUUUUUUAUUAGCCUUUUUUUGGUUGCAUAAUUUUACUCAUUGCACAAUGCAACUCCAUACUUGAAGUCAUCCGAUAAUGGGUCCUCCCAGAUCCUAAAUGCUGAUACAUUAUCGAUAUUUUGGAACAGGAAAACGCCGACACCUAUGGAGCUGAUGGUGUAUGUAAAACAUGUGUGGGGAGAGUUACAGGGGGAACAGGUCAGAUAUUCAUAGUUUGAUCAUAACGGAAACUUUUUGGGGAAGAUUGGCUUUGGAAAUAUAAAUUUUCAUAAUUGGACACUACAGCUGGGUAACAGGACAGGUUAUCUGUCACAGAGAAAUCCUCUGCUGCAUCACUUUAUACCAGGAUUGUAAGUUGUAUGAAGUUGUUAUCAAAACAUCAGUGUCCUCUGUCACAUAUAUUGUAGAUCAAAAUAAUAAACUUCUUAUUUCAAAGAAA